Cantharellus anzutake is the source of this 981-nucleotide messenger RNA. RefSeq lists its product as uncharacterized. The record is from RefSeq and is a predicted model, not a curated record. Lineage: Eukaryota; Fungi; Basidiomycota; Agaricomycetes; Cantharellales; Hydnaceae. The coding region runs from base 298 to 858 and encodes 186 amino acids. The transcript is spliced from 2 exons.
UGUAAGGGAUUAUGAUACAACAUCUUUCUUCAGACCUCCCAGGAUAGGCCGAAGGUGAGCCACGUUUGGUGAAAGAGGAGGUCCAAUUCGCUAGGCAGUGUUCUGAGAAGAGUAAAUCCAAUACAGCGAAGGGCUAGACUAGAUCCAAGCAAAGUCUUUCCGAAUUUCUGAAGACUAUCUGUAACUUCGUUGUCGAACUGGAAGUUGGUGAAAUUUCAAUCCACCCGGGAAUAGUAGGGAAUGCCAUUUAUGAGAAUAUCGAAUGCGAGGGACAUUUUCGGGUGAACUCCCUCAGCCAUGGUCUGCCACGCAGAGAACCAAUACUUGGACACACGACCGUCAAGGGAAAGCAAAAGGGUUUCGCCUCAGUCUCGAAGUAGAGAGCCGAAUCGUGAUCUGCCUUCACUAAUAACUAAUCGAGCCAAACUGACGCAUUGUUCCUUCAGCAAUGGGCUUCGUGGUGAUCUGAGACCUUCCGGCUGCACUUUGGGUCUUGGGGGUUGUGUCCCGCACGCAGGUGGUUUCGGAAAGGUACGGAGAAGCCCUGAAGGUGAGAGCAUGACAAUUUCGCUUAGCUUCAGCAGCGUCAAUUUUGUCCCACGACACUAUGAGAUUUUAGAGAACCCGAUAUCGGAAUCAGUCAUCAUUAGACUUCAUAAAAGACGAUCAAGACAAUUGCAUAGCAGCAAUCAUAGCAACUCCUCUUUAUAUAAUCAUGCAUCAUUUGCAAAUUUUCGAAUUGCACUCGAUCUCCUCCGUCCAUAUACAAGCCGCAACAUCCUUCGGAUUGCAUUUCUGAAUCUUCCCUCUACCCUUCUUCCCGACUUUCUGGCAUUUCCCAUGAUUGCGGCCGCUUGACCACGUCAGCCAUUUCUUAUGGAUCGUAACUUUCUUCCCGCAAAUCGAUGCAGUUGGAUCAUGAGACUAAAUCACAGGGUGUAUUGGGGGAGCGGUUAGCGAUUCAUUUUUGCCAGAUCGAGU